This is a messenger RNA of Chrysoperla carnea, 1389 nucleotides long. Its product is annotated as GTP-binding protein 10 homolog. The record is from RefSeq and is a predicted model, not a curated record. Gene Ontology annotation, molecular function: GTPase activity; GTP binding. The transcript is spliced from 5 exons. Lineage: Eukaryota; Metazoa; Arthropoda; Insecta; Neuroptera; Chrysopidae. Gene Ontology annotation, cellular component: mitochondrion. The coding region runs from base 174 to 1343 and encodes 389 amino acids.
UCAACAGCGUUGAAACAGCUGAUUGUCAAAUAAAAAUGAACAUGCAAAUAAAUGAGGUUAUGUUAGAAAGCUUUAAUUGUAAAUAUUGUAAAUUAUAAAGCGAAGAAUUAUAGAAUAAUAUAUGCGAAGGAGUUACGAAAGUGAAGAAUAUAUAACUAAUUUCAAUAGCAGAUAUGGUAUUUACUUCCUAUUGUUUACGAAGUGAAAAGAAAGUUCGUAGAUAUUUAAGAGGUUUUAUAGAUUCUUUAAGAUUAACCGUUAAAGGCGGAACAGGCGGUAAUGGUUUACCAAAGUAUGGAGGUGUAGGUGGACAAGGUGGAAAUGUAUUUUGUAUAGCUAAAGAAAAUAUAACAUUGAAUAAAGUAAAAGAAAAAUGGACCACAAAACGUGUGUAUGCUGGUCAUGGAGGGAACAGUCAUGCAAAAGCAAUUCUUGGUGAAAGUGGCAAAGACGAAAAUAUCGAAGUACCUUUAGGCAUACGUGUUUAUCGAGAUGAUGGUAAACUCUUAGCCGAUUUAAAUGAAGAAGGAGCAAAAGCUUUAGUGGCUCGUGGAGGUUACGGCGGCUCCCAUCGUUCUGGGUGGUUAGGAAUAAAAGGACAAUCAAAUAUAAUUCGGUUAGAUUUAAGACUUAUAGCUGAUAUUGGUCUAGUUGGAUUUCCAAAUGCUGGAAAAAGUACAUUGUUAAAAGCAGUUUCUAGAGCUAAACCUAAAAUAGCUAGCUAUCCAUUUACAACAAUAAAACCUAAUAUUGGAAUAAUGGAAUACCCAAAUUUAAGAUCAAUAUCUAUGGCAGAUUUGCCAGGAUUAAUCGAAGGUGCUCAUGCAAAUAUUGGAAUGGGACAUAAGUUUUUAAAGCAUGUGGAACGAACAAAGAUGUUACUAUUGAUUGUGGAUAUAAAUGGAUUUCAGUUAAGCCCGAAACAUAAAUACAGAAGUUGUCUUGAAAAUAUAAUCUUAUUAAAUAAGGAACUAGAACUUUACAAAAAGGAACUUUUAGAAAAACCAGCAACACUUAUAAUAAAUAAAAUGGAUACUCCGAACGCGACUAAGAACUAUGAUGAAAUAAAAGAUAAAAUAUCUCAUUUAUCAGAAAUAUUAAAAGAUUAUCCGGAGGAAAUGUGUCCCGAAACACCUUUAAUCUUUGAUGAUAUAUUACCAAUAUCAGCAAAAUCUGGUGAUGAAAAACAAAUUCAAUAUGUUAAAGAACGUCUUAAAGAUAUUUUAGAUUUAAAUGAUGAAAUUUCUAAGAAGAAAGAUAUGGAAGAGAAUGCAAAAUUAAUACAAACAUUAAAAGAAGAAAUUGCUGAAAAGGCACAAGGAAGUCAACAAUUUCAUAGAUAGCAUUUGUUAAAAAUUAAUUUAAUUAAAUAAUAAUUCUUUUAAAUUA